GGCGCAGGCGCGGUAGGAGGAGGAGGAGCAGCAGGGACUGGGACAGUGGUGGCAGGCCUGGGCCCGCACCUCUUUGCCGGGCCUGAGGGUCGGCUGCCAUGGGCAAGCGGGUGGCGCUGGUACUCGCCGGCUGUGGCGUCUUUGAUGGCAGCGAGAUUCACGAGGCGUCGGCGGCGCUGGUGCACCUGAGCCGCGGCGGCGCGGAGGUGAAGAUAUUUGCCCCCAAUAUUGAGCAGAGGGAUGUAGUCAAUCACCUUAAAGGAAGUCCAGCAGAAGAGAAGAGAAAUGUGUUAGUUGAAAGUGCCAGGUUGGCAAGGGGAAACAUUCAGGAUUUGGCUGAACUGAAAGCUAGUGAAUUUGAUGCUGUCAUUUUCCCUGGUGGUUUUGGUGUAGCAAAGAAUCUGUGUUCCUGGGCUGUAGAUGGCAAGAACUGUACUGUCAAUGAGCACGUGAACUCCACACUCCAGGCCUUCCACAGUGCUAAAAAGCCCAUUGGUUUGUGCUGCAUAUCACCAGUUCUGGCAGCCAAAGUCUUUCCUGGUUGUGAGGUUACGGUCGGUCAGGAUAAAAACGUAGAUGGAAGAUUUCCUGAUGCUGAAACGGCAUCUGCUAUAGCAGAGCUUGGAUGUAAGCACAUUUGCAAAAAUGUAAAUGAAUCCCACGUGGAUAAAGCCAAUAAAAUAGUUACUACCUGUGCUUUCAUGUGCAAAGCUCCUCUGCAUGAAAUCUUUGAUGGAAUUGGAACAAUGGUACAAGAAGUCCUGAAGCUUGCCUGACUAGAAGUAUACAGACUUCUCCAAGGAAAUCAGUGUAGCUAAGCAUAAACAUUUAGCUUCCUUAGAUUGAAUUAAUAAAAUAAUGCAACUGCUAAACUUCA
Molecule: messenger RNA, 877 nt
Organism: Serinus canaria (Common canary)
Lineage: Eukaryota; Metazoa; Chordata; Aves; Passeriformes; Fringillidae
Product: glutamine amidotransferase-like class 1 domain-containing protein 3, mitochondrial
Exons: 4
Coding region: 99-776 (225 amino acids)
Source: RefSeq, a predicted model, not a curated record